GUUUUAUAUACUCUGUGAUAGUACUAUCUUAAAUCGUGCUACCUGUAUGAUUUUUAUCUCUGAAUAUCCAGAUAAUCUGAUAAUAUUAUAGUGAACGAGUGGCGGUUUUAGAUUGAAAUUGCAAUAACAAUUAAAAAUUCAAUAUCGCAAAAACAUUUUAAAAAUGAAUAAUGUCAAACAAACUGAACAGGUUAAAGCCAUAGUGUUGGAAGGUUAUGGCGGGUAUGAUAAAAUAAAAAUUAGAUGUUGGCCACUUGAAUUUUUAGGAUCAACAAGUGUAUGUGUCAAAGUUCAAUUAUGCGGUGUCAACUUUAGUGAUAUAUAUACUAGACAAGGUUUUCUACGUCAAUUAAAAACCCCCCGUGUGCUUGGAGCAGAAUGUUAUGGUACAGUAGAAACUAUUGGCAAUGAAGUGAAAAAUUUUCAAUGUGGAGACCGAGUAGUAUGUUAUGUUUGGACAGGAGGACUGUUUGGAGAAAAGGUUAUAGUGCCAGCAAAUAAUUGUUUUUUAGUUCCAGAGAGUGUUAGUGGUCAAGACGCAGUUGCUCUACCUGCCAAUUAUUUGACUGCGUACUUGAGUAUUUUUACCAUGGGCAAUAUACAACCCGGAGAUACUGUUCUUAUACAUUCAAUUGCAGGAGGUGUUGGGUGUGCUGCUACUCAAUUGGCAAAUACUGUAAGGGAUACAGUUGUUGUUGGAACUGCUUCUGCAUCUAAACAUAAACAAUUAAAAGCAAAUGGAGUUUCACAUGUGUUACAUCAUGAAAACUAUGAGACACUGGCUAAAAAUGUAUCACCAGAGGGUUAUGAUUUAAUUAUAGAUAGUAUUGGUGGACCAAAUAUUGAGAUCAGUCAAACAUUACUUAAGCCUUGUGGUCGUUUAGUCAUCAUUGGUGGUAGUUGUUAUAUUAAUGGAGAAACAUUAAAGAUUGUAAGAUCACUAUCCAUGAAGUGGCAAACAAAAAAUUUAGUCCCUCAAACAAUGAUAGAACAAAAUAUCACUGUUUGUGGUCUUCAUUUGGGUAUGCUAUUUGAUUCUAAUCCAAAGAAAAUUCAUUAUAUCAUGGAAGAAUUAUUAAAAAUGUUGAAAAAUAAAUUAAUAAAACCGAUGAUUCAUGAGAUCUUACCAUUUGAUGAUGUAAUUGGAGCUCAAACAAUAUUGGCAGAAAGAAUGAAUUUUGGGAAAGUCUUAUUAAAGUUCAAUCAUUAGAAAAAAAAAGAUUUACAAGUUUGUUUGGUGCUGUAAUAUGGUGUCAUAAAUGUGUGUCUUUUCUCCUUAGUGUUUGUCCACUUAUAUUUUAUAUUAUAUCUACUUUAUUUCUCAUAUUAUUGUGCCCUAUAGAUUGUAUAUUUUUUGUAAAAAGCAACUGUUUUUUAUAAAAUUUAUUAGCUGUGGAUAUUUCUUGGUGAUCUAAUUAUUUAUCUGAAUAAUCCAAAUUGUAAUUUUAAAAUUGGAUUAAAUAAUAAAAAUAAAAUCUCUUUAUUUAAAUUUUAAACUAAUUAAUAGAUGUUUUACUUUUAUUUAGAUUAAUAUAUAUAAAAAAAAAUUACAUCUUUCUUUAAAAUGUAAAACAUAAAUACUAAAUCAUAUUUUUAUAUA
This is a messenger RNA of Acyrthosiphon pisum (pea aphid), 1600 nucleotides long. RefSeq names its product synaptic vesicle membrane protein VAT-1 homolog. The record is from RefSeq and is a predicted model, not a curated record. NCBI's taxonomy places the organism in Eukaryota, Metazoa, Arthropoda, Insecta, Hemiptera, Aphididae. The transcript has 6 exons. Bases 164 to 1210 code for a protein of 348 amino acids. Gene Ontology annotation, molecular function: oxidoreductase activity.